AGCGUAGCAGGCCAUGAGGUCAGAGUGUCUGUGAGGUCGGCUGCAGUCCAGGAUCAGCCCUGGGGCCCCCAUGCCCAGAGCCUCUGUCUUUCCGCCCAUCUCCCCCACUGUCAACACCUCUUCUGUGCGGUGAGCAGUACGCUCACCCCUCUAGGUGAAGAUGUCGGCACAGGAGAGCUGCCUCAGCCUCAUCAAGUACUUCCUCUUCGUUUUCAACCUCUUCUUCUUCGUGCUGGGCAGCCUGAUCUUCUGCUUCGGCAUCUGGAUCCUCAUCGACAAGACCAGCUUCGUGUCCUUUGUGGGCUUGGCCUUCGUGCCCCUGCAGAUCUGGUCCAAAGUCCUGGCCAUCUCAGGAAUCUUCACCAUGGGCCUCGCCCUCCUGGGUUGUGUGGGGGCCCUCAAGGAGCUCCGCUGCCUCCUGGGCCUGUAUUUCGGGAUGCUGCUGCUCCUGUUCGCCACACAGAUCACCCUGGGAAUCCUCAUCUCCACUCAGCGGGCUCAGCUGGAGCGAAGCGUGCAGGACAUCGUAGAGAAAACCAUCCAAAACUACCGCACCAACGCCGAGGAGACAGCGGCCGAGGAGAGCUGGGACUACGUGCAGUUCCAGCUGCGCUGCUGCGGCUGGCACUCCCCGCAGGACUGGUUCCGGGUCCACAGCCUCAGAGGCAACGGGUCGGAGGCCCACCGCGUGCCCUGCUCCUGCUACAACUUGUCGGCAACCAACGACUCCACAAUCCUGGAUAAUGUGAUCUUACCCCAGCUCAGCAGGCUCGGACCGCUGGCGCGGUCCAGACAUAGCACAGACAUCUGCGCGGUCCCUGCAAAGAGCCACAUCUACCGCGAGGGCUGCGCGCAGAGCCUCCGGAAGUGGCUGCACAACAACCUGAUUUCCAUAGUGGGCAUCUGCCUGGGCGUCGGCCUACUCGAGCUCGGGUUCAUGACGCUCUCGAUAUUCCUGUGCAGAAACCUGGACCACGUCUACAACCGGCUGGCCCGAUACCGCUAGGCCCGCCCUCCUCAAAGUCCUGCUCCACCCCUGUCACGUGGGCUGGGCCCGUCCCAGCUGCCUGUAAAUAUUUGUUUAAUCCCCAGUUGGCCUACAGACUCCCCCCACUCCGGCCUUCACAUUCCCCUGGGGACCCAGGUGGCUGCCUGACCACGCUGCUGUCACCUCUCCCAUGGGACCUGGGGCUUUCAUCCACCAGCUUCCUGCCCCCAUCUGUUGGCCUACCACCUCCCACAAGACUAUUUUUCGCCCAAACCUCGAAUAAAUCCCCUGUGUUUUUGGUAAAA
This is a messenger RNA of Cebus imitator (Panamanian white-faced capuchin), 1293 nucleotides long. RefSeq names its product CD37 molecule (gene CD37). Bases 161 to 1006 code for a protein of 281 amino acids. The transcript is spliced from 9 exons. Lineage: Eukaryota; Metazoa; Chordata; Mammalia; Primates; Cebidae. Gene Ontology annotation, cellular component: membrane. The record is from RefSeq and is a predicted model, not a curated record.